Solanum tuberosum (potato) is the source of this 1188-nucleotide messenger RNA. RefSeq names its product amidophosphoribosyltransferase 2, chloroplastic-like. The transcript has 2 exons. Lineage: Eukaryota; Viridiplantae; Streptophyta; Magnoliopsida; Solanales; Solanaceae. The coding region runs from base 1 to 1188 and encodes 395 amino acids. The record is from RefSeq and is a predicted model, not a curated record.
AUGGCUACCAACAUUUCUGCUUCUGCUUCUUCCACCACCAAUCUACUCAACCAACGCCUCUUGUCGUUUCCACCUUCUCAAUACAAUAAAAACAUCCUAACUAAACCAUACCAACAACAAUGUCUUUUGAUCAGUUCUUCCAAUAAGAAGAACAGGGCAGCAAUGGUUGUUAAUUCGUCACGUAAAUUAAUCAAUUUGGAUCAACAUGAUGAUUAUUUGGACGUCGACGACAAGCCUAAGGAAGAGUGUGGAGUGGUUGGUAUCUAUGGUGAUCCAGAGGCCUCGCGUUUAUGUUAUUUGGCGCUCCACGCCCUUCAGCACCGUGGUCAGGAAGGUGCUGGUAUGGUUACUAUUGAAAAUAAAGUUGUUAAAUCGGUUACAGGUAUUGGAUUGGUUUCUGAUGUGUUCAACGAGUCGAAACUUGAUCAACUUCCAGGUGACAUGGCUAUUGGUCAUGUUAGGUAUUCUACUGCUGCUGGCUCUUCUUCAAUGCUGAAAAAUGUUCAGCCUUUUGUUACAAGUUCUAAAUUUGGAUCUUUUGGUGUUGCACACAACGGUAAUUUUGUGAAUUAUCAAUUGCUUCGUGCUGAACUUGAGGGGAAGGGGUCAAUUUUCAGUACAACUUCUGAUACGGAGGUGGUACUUCAUCUUAUAGCAAAAUCAAAGGCGAGGAUUUUUGCUUUGAGGGUCCUUGAGGCUUGCGAGAAGCUACAGGGAGCUUACUCGAUGGUGUUUGCGACAGAGGAUGGUAAGUUAGUUGCAGUAAGGGAUCCGUUUGGGUUUAGGCCAUUGGUUAUGGGUAGGAGGAAGAAUGGUGCUAUAGUUUUUGCCUCGGAGACAUGUGCUUUGGACUUGGUUGAGGCUACGUACGAAAGGGAGGUUCAUCCUGGUGAGAUGGUGCUAGUUGAUGAAACUAGUAAAGAACCUCAAUCAAUGUAUCUACUGAAGCCUCAUCCUCCUGGGCCUAAAUCUUGCAUCUUUGAGCAUAUUUACUUUGCCCAGCCUAAUUCAAUAGUAUUUGGGAAGUCAGUGUAUGAAUCUAGACAUGCUUUCGGGGAAAUUCUAGCUACAGAGUCCCCUGUGGAGGGCUGUGAUGUUGUGAUAGCAGUUCCAGAUUCAGGUGUUGUAGCAGCACUUGGUUAUGCAGCCAAAGCAGGGGACAUUUAUCGAGCCAUCUCAGAAGAUUAG